Helobdella robusta is the source of this 1416-nucleotide messenger RNA. RefSeq lists its product as hypothetical. Gene Ontology annotation, biological process: protein dephosphorylation; negative regulation of actin filament polymerization; actin cytoskeleton organization. Gene Ontology annotation, molecular function: actin binding; protein tyrosine/serine/threonine phosphatase activity. The transcript is spliced from 11 exons. The annotation marks the transcript as partial. Gene Ontology annotation, cellular component: cytoplasm. Lineage: Eukaryota; Metazoa; Annelida; Clitellata; Rhynchobdellida; Glossiphoniidae. The record is from RefSeq and is a predicted model, not a curated record.
AAAAGUUUAAGCGAGAGUUACUUGACAGUAAAAGGAGCAGCAUUAAUACUAUCACAGACAGAAUGUCCUAGAAGCACUACAACAGAGACACAUGCAGGUGACAUACAGUUGCACUUACAGGCAAUGUUGUACUUGCUGAGGGCUCAGGAUAAGUUGAAGCUGGCUGUUAAACUCGAAAGUCGAUCAAACAACAACAACAACAACAACAGCAGCAGCAGUGAAUCAACCAUGAUAUUGGGUAUUGACAUAAAAGACUCAAAGGCCACCAUCGGAUUGGUGCUUCCAAUUUAUGGGGACUGUACCCUGCAGCUCGAUGGAGAUGGAGGGAUCACCAUAUCCACAAACGGCAAACUGCACAACUUCAAGCCUCUCUCUGUCCAAGCUAUGUGGGCAGCCCUGCAGUGUCUGACGAAAGCUCGGGACGCAGCGAGCCACUUCAAGCACUUUGCAUCCACCAACAACAGCAGCAGCAGCAGCAUCAACUUGGGACACAUACACUCGACUUGGAGCAAACAUUACCUGGCACGAAUCACCUCAGAGCCUUCCAGCCUCUCUGAAUGGCACUGCACUGUAGACACAACACCUCAACAUGAUUUCUGCUCGUUGUCCUUUGCAACAACUAGUGCUGGAGUGCUGAUGAAUUCACAGUUGGAGAAUGUGAUCAGGCUGAAGUUGAAGCAGAUCAUGAUGACUGUGGAUCUGGAGGAAGUGACCAGCAAAUAUCUGCGGACUCGCCUGGAAGAGGAGAUGUCGAUGAGUUUGUUGGAGUGGAGGAGGUUCAUAGACGACGAAAUGAUCAUCAUUAUGAGGCAGAUGGAUGCCCCUUCUGAAAUUCUUCCAUUCCUCUUCUUGGGCUCUGAAUGGAAUGCCUCGAACUUGGAUGAACUACACGCUAACAAUGUCAGGUACAUACUGAACGUGACGAGGGAGAUAGCGAACUUCUACCCGGAGACAUUCGAGUACGUGAACGUGAGGGUCUUCGACGACGAUCACGUUGAUCUGCUCAUCCAUUGGGAGAGCACCUACAAGUUUAUAUCCAAGGCUAGAGAUCACAACUGCCGAGUUCUGGUUCAUUGCAAGAUGGGUGUCAGCAGGUCUGCCUCAACUGUGAUAGCCUAUGUGAUGAAAGAACGCAACAUGAGUGCCGCUGAAGCCACUAAGUUCGUGAGAUCCCGAAGAAGUUGCAUCCAACCGAAUCCAGGCUUCAAGAGGCAGCUGGAGACCUAUGAAGGAAUACUGGACGCCAGGUUUGUUGGCCUGGCUGUUCUUUUUUUCUGCUUCUCCAUUUUUCAUUUAUCCAAAUUUGUAAACAAUUUUCACUCCGGUAUUUUUUUACCUCAAUCAAUACAUCAGUCAAUCAUUUCACCAAUCAAUAAAUCAACCAAUCAUUCAAUCAAUCAAGCCAUGCAACCGUAA